Messenger RNA from Esox lucius (northern pike), 2055 nucleotides. It is a transcript of the gene ywhae1, whose product is annotated as tyrosine 3-monooxygenase/tryptophan 5-monooxygenase activation protein, epsilon polypeptide 1. The record is from RefSeq and is a predicted model, not a curated record. Gene Ontology annotation, cellular component: cytoplasm. The transcript is spliced from 7 exons. Gene Ontology annotation, biological process: signal transduction. NCBI's taxonomy places the organism in Eukaryota, Metazoa, Chordata, Actinopteri, Esociformes, Esocidae. The coding region runs from base 222 to 944 and encodes 240 amino acids.
UGGAUCUGCGUGGAUGCGUGUGUGGUGUGAUGAGAGAAAGGUUCCCGGAUUUAGAUUUUCGCCAUCUUUACUCCAGUACAACCGGUGGGGUGGAAACGCCACUCAUCUAUCCGUUGAUUUUCCAAGAACCGUGGACAGAUUGACCUAGCUAACAGCCACCGUCGAGACGUAUCAUUUUUGUCUGUCCAAUUAGCUAAACUCAUUUAUUUACUCCUAACAAAAUGGGCGAUCGGGAGGAUUUAGUAUAUCAGGCAAAACUCGCCGAACAGGCUGAGAGAUAUGACGAAAUGGUGGAGUCCAUGAAGAAAGUGGCUGGCAUGGAUGUGGAAUUAACAGUCGAAGAGCGGAACUUACUAUCGGUGGCCUACAAAAAUGUGAUUGGGGCACGGAGAGCGUCGUGGAGGAUAAUCAGCAGUAUUGAACAGAGAGAGGAAAAUAAGGGCGGGGAAGACAAAUUGAAAAUGAUCCGGGAAUACAGGCAAACGGUUGAAAACGAGCUCAAGUCAAUCUGUAAUGACAUUCUGGAUGUACUGGACAAGCACCUAAUUCCUGCUGCCAACACAGGAGAAUCCAAGGUCUUCUACUAUAAAAUGAAAGGCGACUACCACAGGUAUCUGGCCGAGUUUGCCACCGGGAACGACAGGAAGGAGGCUGCCGAGAACAGUUUGGUCGCCUACAAAGCUGCUAGCGACAUCGCCAUGAUUGAACUGCCACCCACACACCCCAUUCGCCUAGGCCUUGCUCUUAACUUCUCAGUAUUUUAUUAUGAAAUCCUAAAUUCACCCGACCGCGCGUGUAGGUUGGCAAAGGCGGCCUUCGACGAUGCCAUUGCAGAGCUGGACACGCUGAGUGAAGAAAGCUACAAGGACUCCACACUUAUCAUGCAGUUGUUACGUGACAACCUGACACUAUGGACCUCUGACAUGCAGGGAGACGAGUCCUAAAGGAACACACUGCUGUUCAUUUCCCAUAAACUGUACUUUCAGGGGAAGAACAGAGCAAAGAGGCGCUGCAAGAUGUGGAGGACGAGCCCCAGUGAGACGUCACCGCCAACACAAGACCCUGCCUCCACCCCCUCCCCGUUCCCGCCCCUCAAACAAAAACAGUCAGAACCGGAGUCACCCAGCCCAUGCUACAGCGGUGUUCCUCUGCAGCUCUCUGACCUCCAGGGUCCUAGAGAUAAUCAGUUCCUUUUUCCCUUUUUAUUUUUAUUUUUUUACUAGCCCGUUUAAUUCAAUUGAAAUAUAAAUACCACUUGACAAUAAAUUCAGUUUUGGAAAGGCAAAGAUGGAGUCCCUGGAUUAAUUAAUUUCUCCUGGUACAAGCGGUUAAAAAAAACUUUGUUUUCCUCAUUGUAUUUUCUUUUUUCCUCAGUAUUUUUUUAUCAGUUGCUGGAUGUAUUUUGAGAUUUUUUUUUUUUUUUAUGUAAUUACAGAAAUUAACUUUUAUUACUGAUAUGUCUUUUAGUUGUGGGAGCUGUAAUAUUUCUGUGUUAGUGAAACAUCAGAUGCAAAUCAUUAAACCUUUUAAGGGCGAGACUAAACAAAGUGCUCUUUUGUUAAAUUCGUUUUUCAGAGGAGGUUGGCGAAAUUCUGGAUAUCCAUGUGGAGCAAAAUGCUUAACUUUUACACCGUAGUGAUUCUAUUGGAAUGUUUUGUAGUGUUUUGGAUUGUACUUUGUGCUGAAAUACUGUAUUGUGCACACGUGCUGAUUUCAGAUGGUGGCUGUUAGUGAUUUUAAGAAUCCACCGGACAACUGUCUCUUUUAGUGAAAGACCGGUCUAGAUUGGCUUCUGAUGGGGAAAAAAGAACAGCGCUCUAAGAUUUGAAGCCUGCAUGAGUCAACGGAUGUUUCCUUCUGCCUCUUUCCCCCACCUUUAUGUAGCUCUUAUUUUUUUUUCUUUCUGAUUUUUCUUUUUUGCUUUGUUGUGUGUAACUUAAAGCUAAUUUGUACUACUGGAUAUCUGACUGGAGCCACUGAGAAUCUGUAUUGUUCUCAUUGAAACACAGCAUGGAAUUAACAUUUAACAAUCUAAAUUAAACAUACCUAAAAGUC